AUGUCGUCGACCGCUUCGUCCUCGCCGAUACCGAGCAGCGUGCUGUCGAGCAAGAAUAACUUCAACUUUAUUGCAUCCUUCUCGCCGGUGAAGGAUGUUUAUAGUAAAUCGGUUUCGACCAGUUCCAAUUAUUCUUCCUCGUCGUCGUUGGUGUCCACGGCAAGUUCGGCCCGACCCCAGUCCCAGCAAUCACACCAACAGCCAGGACAGCCACAGCAGCAGCAACAGCAGGGGGACUCGAAUUCAGGAGUUCCAGUUCAACGGUCAGCUUCCUUCAACGCGGCUUGUACAGUUCCGUUGAGUAUAAGUAAAACUACGCAAGUCAAGAACUCCGCUUCGUUUAGCAAUUGCUCACUGCUGUCGAAGGUAGCGAAGAAGUCCGGCUUGAGUGGAUCGUUGACGGCCACUUCGUUGUUGAAGUUCUCCGCAUCGAGUUCUGCCAACAGUUUACAGCAGUUGAAGCAACAACAGCAAGCCAAUGGGAUCACGAUAUCGAGUAACAUUACCGAAGCUCUUGCUAUGGCUGGUCAGAACCCCAAUCCCUGCCUGUCGACGUCGUCAUCCGGACAACAGCUUAGGAACUCUCCUUCGGCUUCGUCGUCCACAUCGUUGGCCUCAUCAACGACUUCCACCGUGACUGCAGCUGCAGCAGCCGCCGCCGCUACUACUGGAGCUACAUCCUCCCCGAGUUCCUCUGCUGCUGCUGCGCUAUCCCUGUCUCAGUUCAAUAAGAAUAAUAUUGUUGAUUAUUAUGUCUAA
Messenger RNA from Aedes aegypti (yellow fever mosquito), 759 nucleotides. Its product is annotated as putative protein TPRXL. The record is from RefSeq and is a predicted model, not a curated record. Bases 1 to 759 code for a protein of 252 amino acids. NCBI's taxonomy places the organism in Eukaryota, Metazoa, Arthropoda, Insecta, Diptera, Culicidae. The transcript has a single exon.